CGUAAACACAGUACCGAUUUAAAUUAAUUACGAAAGAAGGUGUGGAAUCUAGUCGACUAAUCCGACCGGUUCGUUCGUUUCCCAGUCUACAGUGGAACAUUUCGAUUAUAUGACAGACCAGAGAACAGAUUUCCUCUCACGAUCAGUGAUAGAACACCGUUUGAUCAAGGAUUAUCGUUCACCGAUCUUUCGAUCUCUUCUGGAUAAGAAAACCUCGACGACUGAAAUUCAUUCAACAUUGCUGGUUCGUUUUAACGACUCGUGAACGUUCGACGACGUGGUGAAUUUUGAAGUGUUGUUAAGAGAUACGAAGGAGGGAAUUUUGUUCGGAGGUUUCGAAAUUUCCAAAUUGGAGAUGUCGACGCCGGUAUAUCGCGACCAAUGGAACGUUCAGGCGUCAGAUAUCGCGAGAAGAACACACAACCCCAUAAGAUCCAUCGUGGAAUGUCUCGUGGUCGAGCCUAAUCCUGCUAAGUCCAUGAUCUCGUUAUCCAUCGGUGAUCCAACUACUUUUGGAAAUUUAAAACCACCUAAAGAAGUAAUCGAUGCUGUUCAACAGAGUCUCGUCUCUCAAUUGUAUAAUGGAUACGCACCUAGUACAGGUUACCAAAGCGCAAGGGAAGCUGUAGCGGAAUAUAGUUCCAGCGAAUUCGUAAAAGUGGAUGCUAAGGAUGUAAUUUUAUGCAGCGGAUGCUCCUGCGCUCUCGACCUCUGUAUAACAGCGUUAGCACGAAGGGGGCAAAAUAUUCUGAUACCGCGACCCGGUUUCUCGAUCUAUCGAACACUUGCAGAAGGUCUUGGUAUCAACGUAAAAUCCUAUGAGUUACGCCCUGAACUCGGCUGGGAGAUCGAUCUGGACAACUUGGAAUCACAGAUCGACGAAUUCACCGCGGCGAUCAUUAUAAACAAUCCUUCGAACCCGUGCGGUUCCGUAUUUAGCAAGGAUCACACACUCGACAUUCUCGACGUGGCCGCUCGUUACUACAUACCAAUUAUUGCCGAUGAAAUUUACGAGCAUAUGGUGUUCCCAGGACGAACUUUCCAUUCGUUGGCAUCUUUGUCGAAGGAAGUUCCUAUUUUGUCAUGUAGCGGCCUGACGAAGAGAUUUUUAGUGCCCGGCUGGCGUAUGGGCUGGAUAAUCAUUCACGAUCGUCAAAACGUGCUGGAGAAGGAGAUAAGGAAAGCGCUUCAUUGUCUAAGUCAAAGAAUUAUCGGCAGCAACACGCUCAUUCAAGGUGCUUUGCCUACUAUUCUGAAGAACACGCCACAGGAAUUUUACGAUGGCGUCGUUAAAAUGUUGCAUGAUCACUCGAAAACCGCGUACAACUAUGUAACGAAGAUCUCAGGGUUGAAACCAAUAAUGCCCGACGGAGCAAUGUACAUGAUGGUUUACAUAGAUCUACCUUGUUUUCCGGAAUUUAAUUCCGACCUCGAAUUCGUGCAACGAUUGCUAAUGGAGGAGUCUGUGUUUUGCCUUCCUGGCCAGUGCUUCGAUUAUCCGUCGUACAUGAGGCUGGUCAUCACGGUGCCCAUAGAUAUGUUGGAGGAGGCCUGUCAGAGAAUACAGGAAUUCUGCGAGAGGCAUCACUACAAAACAGCUGAAGAUACGCAAAGAAGCAACUUAAUUGCCGCGGAAGUUCCGUAUUGAAGAGUAAACGUGAUUUAGUUAA
Messenger RNA from Bombus pascuorum, 1670 nucleotides. RefSeq names its product tyrosine aminotransferase (gene Tat). Gene Ontology annotation, biological process: biosynthetic process; aromatic amino acid metabolic process. The record is from RefSeq and is a predicted model, not a curated record. Gene Ontology annotation, molecular function: L-tyrosine:2-oxoglutarate transaminase activity; pyridoxal phosphate binding. The coding region runs from base 356 to 1648 and encodes 430 amino acids. The transcript has 11 exons. Lineage: Eukaryota; Metazoa; Arthropoda; Insecta; Hymenoptera; Apidae.